AUGGAUUUUGUUGAGUUGCAUGGUGAAUGGGUGCUUUAUGCGGCCGAUCCGAGGUACGUACUGAAUUGGAAGUGCGAGGUGAAGCCGUACGGUAGCGACCAGCACGAGUUCACAUGCCAUAGUGAAGGAUGGUUCGGUGAAUGCGAACGAGACACCAUUGCCGUGCUGACGGUGGACGCUUGGGGCGGAUUCCGCUUCUCGAUACCGUCUCCGAUCCAUGUGCCUUCUGAACUCAUGUCUUCUGGCAACAUCUCCGUGACUUCCGACAGAAUGAUACUGAUGAGCGAUGGUGAUUUGGUGGGAAGACGCUAUAGCGUUUGGGUGAGACCAAACUACGAAGCCGAGCAGACACUAGCGGACGAGUUGUCGCGUUUCUGCAUCUGGCCUCUACCAUCGCAAACAUGUACACGAGAAUCGAAUUGCUAG
Cylicostephanus goldi is the source of this 426-nucleotide messenger RNA. The record is from the annotation of a GenBank genome assembly. Lineage: Eukaryota; Metazoa; Nematoda; Chromadorea; Rhabditida; Strongylidae.